AUGUCAGGAUUUACUGGACCUACACUGCUGCCUGUGCCAGUGAAGGAGAUAAAAGAAGAAGAGUUUGAUGAUUUCCUUCAAGAGUAUCUGUCUACAGUUCAGAAGGAGAACCCUGGAACAGAUCAUGUAUGCAAGACUGAAACAAACAUGUCAGACAUCAUGGACAUUAAAGAGGAGGAAGAGGCUGAUGUAAGAGAGCAUGGUCAGAAAGACUCUUCUCCUACUGAAAUCAACACAGAUGGGAUGAGAUGUGCUGGGGAGAAGGAACAUCAUCGUAAAAAACAUGGAAAGAGCUUUCGUAAGAGCAAUCACCUGAAGGCACAACAGACCACCCACACAAGAGAAAAGUCAUAUCAGUGCAGAGUAUGUGGGAAGAGUUUCAGUGAGAGUUUGGGUCUCUCCAUGCAUCAGUUGACACAUAAUGGAGAAAAGCUCUACCCAUGUCCUCAGUGUGAAAAGACUUUCACUAGGAUGUAUGAUCUUAAGACUCACCAGAGGAUCCAUACUGGAGAAAAGCCAUUUCAGUGCACUGACUGUGGAAAGACUUUUAGUCAAACAUGUAGCCUCAAGGCACACCAGAGUAUCCAUACUGGAGAAAAGCCAUAUCAGUGCACUACAUGUGGGAAGAGAUUCAGGGUCAGAAGGAAUCUCAUUAUACAUCAGCGCACACAUACAGGAGAAAAGCCAUAUCAGUGCACUAACUGUGGGAAGGGUUUUACUCAUAUGAGCAGUCUCAAGGCACACCAGAGAAUCCACACAGGAGAAAAGCCAUAUCAGUGCACUGACUGUGGAAAGGGUUUUAUUCAAAAGAGCCAUCUCAAGGCACACCAGAGUAUCCAUACUGGAGAAAAGCCAUAUCAGUGCACUACAUGUGGGAAAAGUUUCAAGACUAAGACAGAGGUCACCGUCCAUCAGCGCACACAUACAGGAGAAAAGCCAUAUCAGUGCACUGACUGCGGAAAGGGUUUUAGUCAAAGGGGCAAUCUCAAGGCACACCAGAAUAUCCACACAGGAGAAAAGCCAUAUCAGUGCACUGACUGCGGAAAGGGUUUUAGUGAAAUGGGCAGUCUCAAGAAACACCAGCUUGUCCACACAGGAGAAAAGCAUUAUCCGUGCACUGACUGUGUAAAGGUUUUUAGACGAAUGAGCCAUCUCAGAAGACACCAGAGUAUCCACACAGGAGAAAAGCCAUAUCAGUGCACUGACUGUGGAAAGGCUUUCGGACAAAUGAGCAAUCUCAAGAAACACCAGACUCGCACACAUACAGGAGAAAAGCCAUAUCAGUGCACUGACUGUGGAAAGGGUUUUAGUCGAAUUAGCAAUCUCAAGAGACACCAGAUGAUCCAUACACCUUAG
This is a messenger RNA of Sardina pilchardus (European sardine), 1356 nucleotides long. RefSeq names its product zinc finger protein 501-like. The record is from RefSeq and is a predicted model, not a curated record. The coding region runs from base 1 to 1356 and encodes 451 amino acids. The transcript has 3 exons. Gene Ontology annotation, cellular component: nucleus. Gene Ontology annotation, biological process: regulation of transcription by RNA polymerase II. Lineage: Eukaryota; Metazoa; Chordata; Actinopteri; Clupeiformes; Clupeidae. Gene Ontology annotation, molecular function: DNA-binding transcription factor activity, RNA polymerase II-specific; RNA polymerase II cis-regulatory region sequence-specific DNA binding.